AUGGAAGAAAGUCUAAGUUUGUUUAUGCAGGCUACUCAAAAGUCUAUAACAAAUCUAGAACAGACUACUUCAAGGUCCAUAACAAGUUUAGAACGACAAAUAGGUCAGCUUGCUAGUCAAGUGAAUGAAAGAGAUAAGGGACAGUUCCCAAGUCAAACAAUGCCUAACCAUAAGGGUUCUUUUGAGGUCAGCACAUCUGGUGCUAAAUCCUCCGAUCAACUCCAGUCCGUUUCUUCCUUAAGAAGCGGAUGGAUCAUUGAUAACCAUGUUGGUAAUCCUAAGGAAAAUGAGCAUGCUAGGAGCACGCCCAUUGUGACGCAGGUUACACCUUCGACACAAAAAGAAACCAAUGAAUCUGGAAAUACUUAUGUUCCUCGUGCUCCAUUUCCUCAACGAAAACGCCACCCUAAAUACAAGGAUCCUGGUUGUCCUACUAUUGCUUGCACUAUAGUAGAACACAAGAUUGAACAUGUUUUGUUAGAUUUAGGCGCUAGUGUGAAUCUUUUUCCAUAUUAUGUGUAUGAACAAUUAAGACUUGGUGACUUGAAACCCACUAAUGUUACACUCCAAUUGGCUGAUAGGUCCACUAAAAUUCCUAGAGGAGUGGUAGAGGACAUUCUUGUGUCGGUUGAUAUCUUUGUUUAUCCUGUGGAUUUCAUAAUUCUAGAUACACAACCUGUGAAUCAUCUAGAAGAUCCAUUAGAAUCAUGUUUAACUCAUUUUAGGCAGGAUACAACUGAUGAUAGUGUUAUUUAUGAAGUCAACGCUUUGUUAGACUCCACCCCACUGCUGGACACUAGUAAAUGGAAGCCUAGAAUUGAACCUCCUGUUCUUUUCGAGUCUCGACUAGUCCCAUCAGUUGAGAAAGCUCUGACUUUGACCCUUAAUCCAUUGUCCGACACUCUAAAAUAUGUUUACUUAGGCUUUGAAAACACUUUACCUAUUAUUAUUUCCUAUAAUCUCACAUUAGAACAGGAAAGUAGGUUGGUAGAUGUCCUUAGAGAACAUAAGACGGCUAUAGGUUGGUCCAUUGCAGAUUUGAAAGAAAGGUUUAUUGAAGUUUUCAUGGAUAAUUUUUCUGUGUUUGGUUCUUCUUUCGAUGAAUAUCUCCAUCAUCUCACUCUUGUCCUAAUGAGAUGUAAGGAAAAGAAUCUUGUAUGGAAUUGGGAGAACAGUAACUUCAUGGUUCAGUCAGGAAUUGUUUUAGGUCACAUUGUUUCUUUCAUGGGUAUAGAAGUAGACAGGGAUAAGGUUGAUUUAAUUUCUAAGUUAAGACCUCUACGUAAAGUUACGGAAGUUAGAUCAUUCCUAGGUCAUGCAGGUUUUUACCGUCGUUUUAUUAAGGAUUUCAGUAAGAUCUCACGUCCUUUAUGCAAUCUUCUUGGUAAGGACGUUGCUUUUGUCUGUGAUGAAACUUUUGUUGUAGCUUUUGAGAAGCUGAAGUUGUUGUUAACUUUUGCCCCUAUUAUACAACCUCCUAAUUGGAAUCUUCCAUUUGAGAUUAUGUGUGAUGCUUUUAAUUUUGCAGUUGGAGCUGCUUUAGGACAGCGCAAGGAUAAAGCACAUCAUGUUAUUUACUAUGCUAGUAAGACAUUGAAUGAUGCACAAUUGAAUUACACCACUACUGAAAAAGAACUCUUAUCGAUUGUGUUUGCUGUAGAAAAGUUUAGACCUUACCUUUUAGGGUCUAAAAUCAUUAUAUUCUCUGAUCAUGCUGCAUUGAAGUACCUUAUUUCCAAGAAGGAUGCUAAACCUAAGUUGAUUACGUGGAUAUUAUUUCUGCAGGGGUUUAACUUUGAUAUUCAGGAAAAUAAAGGUUCCAAAAAUGUAGUGGCAGAUCACCUUUCUAGGAUCGUUUCACAAUCGUCUAAUGAUGCCUUACCUUUUCAUGAAUCGUUUCUCGACGAACAAUUGUUUGUUGUUUCGCAAUUACCUUAG
Messenger RNA from Papaver somniferum (opium poppy), 1938 nucleotides. RefSeq lists its product as uncharacterized. The transcript is spliced from 4 exons. Bases 1 to 1938 code for a protein of 645 amino acids. The record is from RefSeq and is a predicted model, not a curated record. NCBI's taxonomy places the organism in Eukaryota, Viridiplantae, Streptophyta, Magnoliopsida, Ranunculales, Papaveraceae.